AGUGAGCUGCAGAUAGGGUCCCGUCGGCGCUUGAACGGAUUAGGAGGGGUUGAUUUGCGACGAAAUGCUCACAGCACUUCUUACAUGGGCACCGCCACCGGACUGCACGACCGCGUGCACCGCACUGCACGACACAUGCCGAAUACUGUGAGGGCUCACCCCCAAUGGACUGCAUCAACGCACUGCAAAAUAUACCCAAUGGAAGCUUCUGAACUGCACUGCACCCAAAUUACAUCAGUUUUUCUGAAAAACAUUGGAAAUUAUUCUAAACAGCAACAAUACUGGGAUGGGAUGCACAUGGUGAGCUGCAUGGCAUCGCGCCUCCGUACUGCAUGCCGUUGGUGGCUGGGACCUCGUCAGAAUAAGAGGAAAGGGGUUGGCAGAGAGGUUGGGGAGAAGAGCCCCUCAUCGUCUUGCUCUAGAGGAGGUAGGGGAAGGUCACCUGAAUGAGGAGGAGGCGACGGGGGUCAGAUUUAUGCGGUGGGGGAAGGAGCCCGGCUGCACGUGCGCGGAUUUUUGCUGAAUGAGUAGGUUGGUUUGCUCGUCGGAUCCGCCGCGGGAAGCGGAGGGGUGCUAGUGCAUGCCUCCUGACUGGCCUCCUCCCGGUGGCAAGCAGGGGAGUUGCUCGACGGGGCCUCCCUGCCGUAGAGGGAGAGGACGACCAGAGCCGGAUCCGCCGCGGGCAGCAGAGGCACUGGUGUGGAUUUCGUCGGAUCCAGCGCCGGGCUGCGCGAGUGGACGGAUUCCACACUGAGGGUCGGCGGCGGCCGGAUUCGUCGUUUAUGGCCGCACCAAUGGUCGUGGCGGCUGGAUCCGGUGGCUGAGGCCGCGUCGGGGGCGGAGGAGCGGCCGGAUCCCGCCAUGACCGCUGAUGGCGAGGGAGAAAGAGAAGGGUGGCGGCCGGCGUAGAAGGUGGUGCCAUGGGAUGUGGCCGGAGAAGGUGGUGGGCGGCGCCGCCGGAGAA
Messenger RNA from Triticum aestivum (bread wheat), 964 nucleotides. RefSeq lists its product as uncharacterized. The record is from RefSeq and is a predicted model, not a curated record. NCBI's taxonomy places the organism in Eukaryota, Viridiplantae, Streptophyta, Magnoliopsida, Poales, Poaceae.